This is a messenger RNA of Phacochoerus africanus (Common warthog), 3170 nucleotides long. RefSeq names its product transmembrane protein 18 (gene TMEM18). The record is from RefSeq and is a predicted model, not a curated record. Gene Ontology annotation, cellular component: nuclear membrane. Bases 552 to 962 code for a protein of 136 amino acids. The transcript is spliced from 5 exons. NCBI's taxonomy places the organism in Eukaryota, Metazoa, Chordata, Mammalia, Artiodactyla, Suidae.
UCCUACGCGUUAUCUGCGGAAAGGAGAACUGGAGGCGCCCUCGCCCCCCCCGCCAGGCGGCAAGACAACCCUGGAGCCUGCUGUCUUUGCUUUCUAGAGCCGCACCCGAGGCACAUGGCGGUCCGCAGGCUGGGGGUCGAAGGGUCCAACGGGAGCUACAGCCGCCGGCCUACACCACAGCCACGCCAGACCCCAGCGUAUCUGCGACCUACACCACAGAUCACAGCAAGGCCCGAUCCUUCACCCAGGUUUCGCAACCUCACGUUUUCAAGUCGUAUUCGUUUUCACUGUGUCAAGACGGGAAACGCCCGGAGCCUGCUUUUUCCAGUUUUUCUAAUGCCACGAAAUGCCGCGAGAUUUCGAGCAGGCACCAAGCACUAGAGAUAUCGCGAGACAGCAGCGUGCCACCGCCCCCCCCCCCGCUUCCGGAUACAGCAGACCUCGCGACAAGUGGAGCUGUCGCGAGAGGAUGCCAGCGGUCUUCCUCGUCCUAUCCGGGCGGGGCGGGGAAGACGAAAAGCUGGUGGUGAGGCUGGGCCUUUCUGGGGACGAUGCCGUCCGCAUUCUCAGUGAGCUCGUUCCCCGUCAGCAUCCCCGCCGUGAUCAUGCAGACAGACUGGACGGAGCCGUGGCUGGUCGGGCUGGUCAUCUUCCACGUGCUCUGCCUGCUGCUCACCUGCUUCUCAUCCCGGAGGUAUAAGCUACAGGUCGGGCACUUCCUGUGUCUGGUGACGUUGGUCUACUGCGCCGAGUACAUCAAUGAGGUUGCAGCCAUGAACUGGAGGUCCUUCUCAAAGUACCAGUAUUUCGACUCGAGGGGGAUGUUCGUGUCCCUGGUCUUCUCGGCGCCGCUGCUGCUCAACGCCCUGGCCAUCGUGAUCCUGUGGGUGCGCAAGACGCUGGCGGUGAUGAGCGACCUGAGGACCUUACAGCAGCGCCGGGGGCGGCCGAAGCAGCAGUGACGGCUCUGCCCCGGGGCUGGCGCCUGGGCAUCCAGACCCGCCCCGCGUCCCGAGACGCUUGGGCUGGCUUUGAAGGGCGCUCGCCCGGCCUGGGUCCACCCGGAAGGUCUGAGUCUCUCUAGUUAAACCGUAAAUGGAGCCCCUGCAGUCAAGCCUGAGCUCGGGACACCCUGUCUGUCCAUGUGGGAGGGUUGAGGGGUGGACAGCGCCGUCCACGCGUGGGCACCCCCACUGGCCCCUGUCCCCCCCACCCUCCCCGUCAGCCCCCUGUCCCCCCCACCCUCCCUGUCAGCCCCCUGUCCCCCCCACCCUCCCCGUCAGCCCCCUGUCCCCCCCACGCUCCCUGUCAGCCCCCCCGUCACGGUCACCCCUGUCACCCCCGUCACCUUGGUCCCCGUCACCUCGGUCACCCCUGUCACUGCCAUCACCCUGGUCUGGCCUGCGUGGCGACGGCCUCUCCAGGCAGGGCUGCCGCUAGACAGGGCAGGAGGGGCCGCCUGGCCUCUGUGCAGCUGGAGGCGUCACGGCGCCCGCGGAGGCCGGAGUCGGGCUCUUCAGAGGCGGCAGCCGCGCGAGCCCCUCGAGUUGUGCUUCAGGAAGGAACGACACCGUUAAAGCAGUCAGCAGCUGCCUGGUUCAGCUGAGAGGUUUCAUGGCAGAUACCGAGACGGGUUCUGUCCCUUGGUUCCUGCCUCUCACACUCCGCGCUCGGGGACACGCCGCCGCCUCUUCUGUUGGAGCAGGUGCGCUGAUUCGGUGUCACGGCCGCGCUGCGGACUAGACCUGCAGCUGGGGGGGGGGGUGCUGCGUGUCUGAACUCAGCGUUUGAGGAAGAGGAGGCGGUUGUCUCCUGAAGGGGUUUGAAAAAAUAGCUUGCGAGCCUUCCUGCCGUGACUCAAAGGGAUCAGCGGCAUCUCUGCAGCGCUGGGCGCGGGUUUGAUCCCUGGCCGGGCGCAGUGGGUUAAGGCUCUGACAGGGCUGCAGCUGCAGUGUAGGUCACGCUGGGACGUGGCUCUGAUCCUGGCCCAGGAAAGCCAUGUGCCAUGGGGUGGCCUGAAAAAAAGAGAGGAAGUAGUUUAUGAAUAGUUGUCUUAAUUUUAAGAAGAUGUUUUCCCUUAAAUGAAAUGUAUUUUUCAAACUUCAAAAGAAAAAAAAUUGGUCACGUGAAAGCAUUGUAGUUAGUGGUUCAGAGGGUAACGCUGCUGGAUGAUGGGAUUAAAUCUUGAAAUCCAGACGUAAAGACAGCUGUAAACUCUUAGCAGAGAAAUUAUUUCCUUAAUUUUGACGUUGGUUUCAGAACCAAGUCGAUAGAACUCCCUAGAUCAAUCUCUUGGAGCUUUUAACCUCACAUCCUUUCUUGAUGUGACCGUCUGUACUGAACAUUGAAAAAAUUGGCUCAGCAACAGCAUGUCCCGUGAAAUCCAGUUUUAACUGUCUUGCACCUGACGACAUCCUGAGGGUGCGUUGCUGAAAGUGACCAGUUCAGGGUGUUCCUUGGUGUCCUGGCUUCAGAAGAGUCACCUGCAUCUGAGCAGCUCCCGGGAGCCCACAGCGGCAGGGGCUGCGGGCGGGGUCAAGUGUCCCCUCCAGCGCUGGCCUGGGGCCAGGGGACAGAAGUGCCCGUGGCAACGUCCUGCCCUUGCCCUCGGCCCCUCGGAGCCCAGGGAGUGCAGGCAUUUCCACCGUCCGGAGUCACUCCUGUCAGCGCGAGACUGUGACUGGCUCUCAGCUGUCCUGUGAAGACCGGGUCAUGACAUUGUCAUUGGCCUGGAUGUGGGGUCAGACGUCCCGUCGAAAAACAUGACGUAGGGCCUUUUCGUUCACUGGUGUGUGUAAGUUUUGGGGAAUCGUUGUGUUUUAUUUUCACAAACACAACCUGUUUUUAAAACUUUUCAGAAGGUUUCUUUCCAGUGGCUUAAAGGGCAGUGUUUACGAACACCGCGCGGUCCUCAUGCUUGGGACACCCUCCAAGCCGUCGCUGUCCCAGCACUUCAGGUCACCUCAGGUGUGGGGACUGUGGCCCUUUCGGGGCAUGGGGGUGCUGCUGGGGCUUGGGGCCCCCAGGCGGGUGGAAGGGCAGCCUGUGUCUGUCAUCUGCGGACGAGAAGACGAGAGACACGCGUGGUCAAGGCGCAUUUAGCCCGUUCCAGACCUGCGACCUUCAGUUUGUCAGUUGCUAUGUAAUAAAGUCUUAUUUUAUUUCAAGUA